Messenger RNA from Clonostachys solani, 1512 nucleotides. NCBI's taxonomy places the organism in Eukaryota, Fungi, Ascomycota, Sordariomycetes, Hypocreales, Bionectriaceae. The record is from the annotation of a GenBank genome assembly.
AUGCCCUCCCCCAAAGUCACCAUUACCGCCCCCAACGGGCGACAGGUCGCUAUCAAUACUGGCCUUUUCAUCAACAAUGAAUGGGUUGAAUCGAGAGACGGGAAGAAAUUGACAAGCAUCAAUCCAGCCACUGAAGAGGAGAUUGUUUCUGUCUCUGCUGCUACCACCCAUGAUGUUGACACAGCUGUCAAAGCUGCCCGUGCUGCCCUGGAGGGAAGCUGGGCUGAAGUAGACGGCACCCAGCGAGGCCAGCUCCUGAUGAAGUUGGCCGAUCUUGUGGAGGCUGAGAUGGAGCCUUUGGCAACCCUGGUGACAAUUGAAAAUGGGAAACCCUACAGCCAGGCGACCGGAGAUAUUGAAGAAAUGUGCGGCGUCUUUCGAUAUUACGGAGGCUGGGCCGAUAAAACAUACGGCCAAACAAUCGAAACCAACCGGAACAAGUUCACAUACACCCUUCGUGAGCCGAUAGGUGUCUGCGGUCAGAUUAUCCCAUGGAAUUACCCGCUUGGGAUGGCAGGCUGGAAGCUGGGCCCGUGUUUAGCAUGUGGAAAUACGACUAUUCUGAAGCCAGCGGAACAGACGCCACUGUCAAUCCUCUAUUUCGCUGACUUGGUGGUCAAGGCCGGUUUCCCACCCGGAGUCAUCAACAUUCUCAACGGUUCCGGCCGUGAAGCUGGCUCAGCAAUCGUCGAGCACCCUGGAAUUGACAAGAUUUCCUUUACUGGAAGCACGGCUACAGGCCGCAUGAUCAUGAAGUCUUCGGCUGGGACAUUGAAAAAUAUUACUCUCGAGACGGGAGGGAAGUCUCCUUUGAUCAUUUUCGACGACGCGGAUAUGAAGAACGCCGUGAAGUGGGCUCACUACGGCAUCAUGGGCAACAUGGGUCAGAUCUGCACCGCUACCUCUCGUAUAUUCAUUCAUGAGCGGAUAUAUGACGAGUUUAUGGAAUUGUUCUUGAAAUACACGGCCAAGAUCUCCAUUGUGGGAGAUCCGUUUGAAGAAAAGACGUGGCAUGGCCCCCAGGUGUCCAAGGCGCAAUAUGAAAAGAUACUGGGGUACGCGGAAUCAGCUCGGCAGGAGGGUGCCACGGUUCUGGCUGGUGGUCAACCAGCAUCCAACAAGCCCAAUGGCAAGGGAUACUUUAUCGAUCCUACCGUGGUGGGUGACGUAAAGCCUUCAAUGAAGGUAUACCAGGAGGAGAUUUUCGGUCCGUUUGCAGUGGUUGUCAAAUUCACUUCGGAAGAGGAAGUUGUAAAGGCAGCCAACGAUACCGAGUACGGGCUUGCAGCCACACUGUUUACGACAGACGUAACCCGGGCGGUCCGGGUCUCACAGAGGCUCCGAGCCGGAAACAUUUGGAUAAACUCAAAUAACAACAGUGACUUCCGAGUUCCUUUUGGCGGGAUGAAACAGUCCGGAAUUGGAAGAGAGCUGGGAGAGGCUGGCCUUCAAGCAUACUCAACGAUCAAAGCUGUGCAUCUGAAUUUAGUGAUGGCCAACCCUGACAUCUAG